GUCCCCGCGGCGUCAUGGCGGCGCUCAGCAAGGCGUUCGGCGCGUCGCUCCCGCACAACUGCUACGAGGUCGGGCACACCUGGCACCCGUCCUGCGGGGUCGCCUUCCUGCAGAUCACCGGGGGCGCGCUCGAGGAGUCCCUCAAGAUCUACGCGCCCCUCUACCUGAUUGCAGCAAUUCUCCGAAAACGAAAAUUAGACUAUUAUUUACACAAACUAGUCCCUGAGAUCCUACAGUCUGCUUCAUUUCUGACUGCUAAUGGGGCCUUAUAUAUGGCUUUCUUUUGCAUUUUAAGGAAGAUACUUGGAAAAUUCUACUCAUGGAGUCCUGGUUUUGGUGCCGCUUUGCCAGCAUCUUAUGUGGCCAUUCUAAUUGAAAGGAAAAGCAGGAGAGGGCUGCUUACAAUUUAUAUGGCCAACUUGGCCACAGAAACCCUAUUUAGAAUGUGUGUCGCAAGAGGAAUCAUCACCACAAUAAGAAAUGGAGAAGUCCUUUUAUUCUGCAUCACAGCUGCCAUGUACAUGUUCUUUUUCAGAAGAAAACCAGCAAAACCUCAAGGCAAGAACCAUAUGUUAAAGCAUCAUCUCUUUUUAAAACUGUGCAAAGAUGGUUUGAAAGGAUUUGCAUUUUCUGCGCUUAGGUUUAUUGUUGGGAAGGAAGAAAUUCCCACACAUUCUUAUUCACCAGAGGCAGCAUAUGCAAAAGUGGAACAAAAGACAGAGAAACAUGAUGAAAAACCAAGAAGAAUGAAUCUAAUUGCUCUAAUCAGGAAACUUGUGGAUUCAAUAUGUAAACAUGGACCAAGGCAUAGAUGUUGCAAACACUAUGAAGAUAAUUGUAUCUCUUACUGCAUUAAAGGUUUCGUCAGAAUGUUUAGCGUGGGAUACUUGAUCCAGUGCUGUCUCCGAAUCCCCUCUGCAUUUAGGCAUCUGUUUACACAGCCAUCCCGGCUGCUCUCUCUGUUUUACAAUAAAGAAAACUUCCAGCUUGGCGCUUUUCUAGGUUCUUUUGUUAGUAUAUACAAGGGUACUAGUUGCUUCCUGCGCUGGGUCAGAAACCUGGAUGAUGAGCUGCAUGCAAUUAUAGCUGGAUUUUUGGCAGGUGUAUCAAUGAUGUUUUAUAAAAGCACAACAAUUUCCAUGUAUUUAGCUUCCAAGUUGGUAGAGACAAUGUAUUUCAAAGGCAUUGAAACAGGAAAGGUUCCCUAUUUUCCCCAUGCAGAUACCAUCAUCUAUUCCAUCUCUACAGCAAUUUGCUUCCAGGCAGCUGUCAUGGAAGUUCAGACUUUGCGACCAUCUUACUGGAAGUUUCUUUUAAGGCUCACCAAGGGCAAAUUUGCUGUCAUGAACCGCAAAGUUCUUGAUGUUUUCGGUACUAGUGCAUCUAAACACUUUCAGGAUUUCGUCCCCAGGUUGGAUCCAAGAUACACGACUGUAACACCAGAGCUGCCCGUGGAACUUUCUUGAAGAGAAUUGUGAUUUAUUAAUAUGACUUAAUGGUUCAUUCUUUUAUCCUGAAAAGUUAAUUAGGUGGAACACAGGAAAGGGGGCCUGAGCUUGAACUUCAGUGUUAUUUCAGUGAGAGAUGCUCUUUUUUUUUUUUUUGUUCGUUUUUCUUACCAAUCAGAAAUGCAGAAGCUUUUUAGGAAGGUGUUGCUUAAUAAUUAAGCUCCCCGGUAGCCAGAAUCUGAUUCGGGAUCACUGUAGUGAUUGACAUUAUGAUAUAUUAUUGAUUAAAUUAUGGCCACAACAAUAUUAAAGAAUCUAUAUAGAAAUGUAGUGAUAACUAAGAAUAUACUUAAAAUUACUUUAAAAGAUGUUUUUAGUUCAUUCCAAUAUAAUUCUUGCUUAAAACUAAGAGUAUUUCUUCAUUGUAGAAUACAAAGGAUCACGGGUACAUGAAUUUGAUCUGUAUUUUUUUUAACUAUUGAAUUGGUAACUAUAGUAGUGAAAUGUUAUGGAUAUGAAGUAACUCUUCACAGACAGUGCUGCUUUAGUAUAGAGCAAUUGAAUUGUGCAAAGUGGCCAUUCUGACUUCAGGGAUACAAAACAGGUCUCAUACUGUUUGGGUCAAUGCCGUGGUAUCCAUGUUCUCCUUCCACUGAUAACUUCAUCUCUCUCCAAGAUCUGUUGGAUUAUAAUAUGUACUAAUGUCAAGUGAGGAGCGAGUAGAAAUUGACAUAAAGUUCAAAUGUAUGCUUUAAACUUUAAAGAAGCAUUAACUUGAAUAUUUGAAAACAAAUGAAGCUACCUUUAAACCUCCUGAAGGUUUAUUUAUUUGUUUUCAUUUAUGAGGUUUGAGUUCAUAGCUGAUUUGUAUGCCAUUGUUGAUUCAGAGGGGAUCAAUAUCCUAUGGAACAAAAAUUUUUGGCAAAUCUGAGUGUUUAUUCCCCUUCAACUGUUUCACAUAUAAAAACAGAUGUUUCACAACUGCAAACAACGACAACCAAAAAAUCAGUGGUGGUUAAAAAUUUCAUUUCAUCAAUAAUUAAAUUCAGGUUCUCCAGUCUUUUCAAAAAGUCGUCACCAUAUUUACUCUUUUAAAAUGAAGAACUGACAAAAACGUAGUCACUGCCAAUUGUGAAAGAUAGUUCAGUACAGAUGUGAUUGAAAUAUGAUCACUCUGAGGAGUUUUUCAGGGAAAAGUUAUACUUUUCUAAGUUUAAUAAGAGGCUGAAGUGAUUGUGAUAUAGUUAAUGUAGCAUAUAGGGAAUUAUGGUAUAUUUUUUUAAUAUAAUUUUGUUGCUGAAAAGUUUUAAGCUGUUGUGAAUUAUGCACUAGAACUUGUGUUGCAACAAGAAUUAUAACGUAGACUUUUAAAAUACUUAGUCCUCCAUAUUCAAUUUCAAGCCUUGUGUACUUCUAUUUAUAUGUAAUUCUGUCCUUGGUUUUUAUGGCAAAUUGACACCCAGCAAAAUAGACAGACUCUGGUACCAUGGUAACCACUUUAAUUUGGUCAAAAUUCAGAGCCACUUUAAUUUGGUUAAAAUUUUGCAUUGUGACUAACUUUUUAGAAUUGACUUGUCUACUAGGCAAUACUGUUAAAGGAUGGUUUUGGUUUCAUAUUUCAAAAUUAAUAAAUUAAGUUUUAAGGUUUUAUUCACUGGAAUUAACAUGAUGAUUGGUGCUGUGUUUACUUUUUAAAGGAAGUGUUAAGGCUGAAGAAAGCGCUGCUACCUGCAGCUCAUAAUUUCUCUACAGAAAUUUAUAUUGAUAAUAUUUUCCUGUCGGGUUAGAAGAAAAACAUUUUAAUCCAUAAAUUAUUAUUUUCAUUGGCAUUAAAAGACUAUGGUAUUGAAAGACAAACUCUACUAAUAUUUGAUGAGAUUUUUUUAGUAAAAUUUUACUGAUCAAACUGCAUUUCUAUGAUUUACUUUUUAAAACAAACUACUGUCAUCUUUUAUUUCAUUAAAAAUGUAAAAUGAAAUAACCAUGAUGAAGCAGAAUACAAAAUGAAUAUAUAGCUUGAAUGGCUAGUUAGCUCAUUUGCAGUGGUGAAUAGAGAUGUCUAAUUUGAUUUUAUCCAAACAGGCCUCAAAGUAUAGUUGUUUGAACAAACACAGAGAAAUUGUGUUUGUGGGCCAGAAGGCAAUCAAAAUGAAUUAUCUCUCUACCUCUAACUAACCAAGUAUUGAUCACAACUUGGCAUCUUGAGUAAAAUCAAAUCAAUGUCUCCAUUCCAAAACAUGGUUUUUGGUCUAUUUAUAUGCUGAAGAAAUAGGGUAAGUUUCCACCCAAACUGAAAGCAGUGACAUUGAUAUGCCUCCUUAGUAUUUCCUACAUCUUUAUGCAGCCUGAGAGACAGUGGGUUGGAGCAUUAGUGUUAUGGUGUUUUAUCACUAUUUCCUGUAUUAAUGAAAUUCAGGAGCUACUACCGAUCAAGUAAAGACUUAGGUGACAAGAUAACACACUAUUUCAAAUCUAUCAGCCUCUUACUUCUUUUUUUGCCAAAUGGUUUUAGUCUGUUUUGUUGUUCAUCUUUUUUCAUCAGUUCUGUGGUUCCUUCUGUAACUUUUUCAUUUACCUAUAAACAUUGUCACUGAAUUGACAUCUAGGUUUUUUUUUUUUUUUUGCCUUUUUUUUAGUCAGUUAUUUACUUUAGAAUUUUAUCUUUUGUUCUUUGCUCUCAAAAUUUAUAAUUUACUUUUUUCUAGAUUGAAUGUAUCUUUAUGAUGAAACCCAAAUCGAUCAACUCUCACACAGUAUUUUAUUAUUCAUUUCCUUGUGGUUGUAGCUAAGCUAACAUCUGACUUAAUUAUCAGUGCCAACAGAAUGGUUAAUGUUCAUACUUUAUCACAUCCCUUAGUUUCUAAAUCCAAACCACUGUUAGUGAGAUACAAUGUGUUUUUAUUCUCAUCUGCUUGUUCCUGUCACUCCCUCCUCUGUGGUGAGGAAGCUUCUCAGCCAGGCCAUAGGGGCUGGACAUGCCCGCUGAGAGCAGUGUCUCCGGUGCUCUUACCAAAUAAACUUACAAGCCCAUAGACUUCUCGAAUUCUCCCUGGGAUUUAUUUAUUAUUUAUUUUUUUAUAAGUAGAAAGUAGUUUGACAGAGCAAUAAAGUCAUUUUUCAAUGGAUGUGUUCUUUUGGUCCAUAAAUGCAAAAGUCUUUAUUUCUGAAUUGUGACCUUGCUAAGAUAGCUGAUGAACUUUAUCUCUCCUGACACCUUGGCCUCUUGAUGCUUGCUAUCCAGUCUUAGGUAAAGGUAACCUGUCCAUCCAUUCUUAGAUAACCAGAUAAUUUAGGUAAGUGUAAUUGAAUGUCCAAGGAAAAAAAACAUAAAAGGUAAAUAUUUUCUAUAAAGCUGGUCUGAGACUAUGAUGAAAAAUCCCCUAAUUUAAGGUUAGCUGAAUUGUGGCUGCCCAGGAAUCUGUUCUUAAUUUGUCUCAAGUUUGUACCUCUCUCUGUAUAACACUUACCUCUCGGAUACUUAGCUAGUGGUAAGGCCUGAGCUGACUGUGAGAUCAUGGCCAUGGGCUCGGAUUCUGGUGGUACUUUCUUCAAGCUGGGAUGUGGAGAUCUUGGGGUUCAGCCUGUAGAAUUUCCUGCUGUAGCAUCAGGCUUUGUAAUAGCUUUAUAAUUAAGAAAAGAAAUGAGACUAGUAUCAGUGUUUCUGGAAGCAGUAGAGGGGCAGAACUUGGCCAAGAGGUAGCAGCUGUCCUGGUAGUACAAUAAGGCAGUCUGCACCCCAGUGCUUACAGAUGUGUUGAGUGAGAAUGUGUGCUUGUGUCACACUGAAGGACUGGAGGAAAGAAUUCGAUGCCUGGUGUCCGCUGUCUUAGACAUUGAAAUGUGGCUUUCUUGUCAUCACUUGUCUCGGUCCUCGGCUCUCUCCUCCUUCCUAGCUUUGGGGUCCUUAUGUCUAGUCCAGUCUUGUUGCCCCUCCCUGCUCUGCAUACCUGUGCCUGCUGCUUUUCACAUGUUGGCUGGUGUUUCCUUCUAACUGUGCCCCUUGACUGCGAGCCCGUGUUGCCCGUUGCUGGAGCUGGCCAGGAGGUGCUCUCAGAGGGUCUUAAGAAUUCAGUAAACAUCUCAAGGGACAGUUUUGCUUGUCUUAGGCAGAAAAGUUUGGAGGAUAGUUGUGCAGAUGUGAAGAGAGGUGUUUCUUUGAACCUGGGCUCUUUAAUUCAGGAAAGUCAGUCUCUCCUGAGUAGUCCCGUGACAUCAUCUGACUGCUGUGGCUACUUGGAGGGUGGGAACUCAUCUUUCACUGCUUAUUGCUUUCUCCAUUUUCUUCCCACCUCUCCUUCAAAUGUGUCAUCUGUGAAAUAAAAUGUUGGGUUUUAUCCUUUGUGCCUACAGACCUGAAAAUUUCAGUAGUUAUACAGAUCUAGGCCAUGCCGGAGCUGUCAGGACAUGCGUGCUUUGUACCUUUUCUCUGGCACACAACACUGCAACUUUUCUGUCAGUUUUGUGCCCCUUCCACUGCCCAAGCAAAACAUUCUAAUGGUGUUAGAAAGCCCUCAACUUCAAAUGGUAAGAUGUGCCCUGACUUGGCACAAAAUGUGCUUUAACCUGCCUUGCUGAGCCUCAGCAUCCUUCUGUGGCCAGGGAAGUGCAGGCUUCCACGAUUGGCUGAAGCCACUCAGGAAUAUUAUUUUCCUCCAUCCCUUGAUUCAGACCAAGUAAUUUCUGAGACCGAUUUCCCAAAUCUAUUAAACUUUUCUGUCAUUAAUCAACCUCUUAAAUGAACUUCCCUUUCAGAUUAUUCUCAGUCACACAGGAGGAUCUUAUUAGCAAGGAAUUGUGAGAAGAGUUGGUGUCGAAGGCUAAAAAGAUUUAAAGCAUGAAGCAGUGCUGCUCAUUAUGCACAAUGCGGGUGCCAAAAGAGAUGGCAAGAGGAGACUGUGAGCUCAUUGCAAGUCUCUCUCUUUCCUCCUACCUCUCUUUUUUUUUUUUUUAAAACCUCCCAAGCCUGUGCCUUUUAUUCUAUUUUUUUAAUUUAUUUCUUUAGCUUUAGUUCUUAAAGGAAUUUUUUCCCCCUGUUCAUUCAGGGCAAGUUGAAAGUGGUCAGGUAAGAGCCUGAAGGGAUGCUCUGUUGGGUUUGUUAAAAAAAAAAAAAAAAAAGAAUUUUUCUUUCUCCUCUCAGAAGUCAGCCAGAGAUUCAGAGUGGAACUGUUUACAUUUGUCCCAGUGACAUGUGUGACAGGUAUACACUUAACCAAACUUAGCCCAGUGAAAAGAAACCCUCUAUGGGGGUGGGGAGCAGCAGCAAUUUUCCUCAGACUUAUUAAAGUAGGAACCAUGUCUGCAAGCAUCUUUAUAAAUAUAAACCACUGGUAGAGUAGCAGCCACUGGUCAAAGCAGGUAUUGGAUGAUGGUACUCACUUUGUCAAAGUUAUUUGUUAUUUGUGGAAUGAAUGAUUGGCCUUGUGAGGCCUAAGAAAGGAUGGCAGUGAUUUCCUCACUUAAGUUUCAAAUCUGUCCAAUGUAUUAAUAUUAAGAGUGUUUUAUGCAAAUGAAAUUUUUACCUUCCUUUUGAAAUUUAAUUUGUAAUAUAAGGCAAAAUCUGCAAAGCCAUAGGAAGAAGCAGAGUAUAGUUUUUGCAAGUUUGCCAUUCUCAGGAAUAGCAGUAGAUUCACUUAAGGCCUAAAAGGGGAAGAUAAAUAAGUCUGCAAUAAUCUAGAAGUUCCAUUGAGUCAUUUGAGAAGUCUUUUUUUUCACACUAGAACUCUUCUUGUUACUUGGAUUAAAGUUAACAAAAUGCGAUUGUAGUCAUUGUGAGUUACUCACCUAAUCACUGCUGGGUCCUCUUCCUUGCUGACAGAACACUGAUGAUGUUUAAGCAAACAGUAUGACUAGUUCCAGGGAAAUAAUUGUAAUUUUUCUAGUCUUUUCAUGUUAUUCCUUUCUUCUUUUUCUGAUAUUUUCCAGCCUUUCUACUGAAGGUGUUCAUGUGACCCAGUUUGAGCCAAUAAGAUAGAAUAGAAAAUCUGGGACACUCAGGGAAUUUUUUUCUCCUUGAUUAAAGGAAAAUUCUUAUCAGAGCCCUCCUUUUUAUUUUUUUCCUUGCGUUCUUGAGAACUCUAGUUAUUAGUAUCUAGAUCUGUGAAAUGGUGUUCCAUAGAUAAGGUAAAAAGUAUAAAGAAAAAAAAAGUCAGAGCAGAAAAAUGGGAAGAACGUGUCUUCCGGAUGACAUUCUUGAGCCACUGAAUAUAUACAUAAUAGUAACCAUAUACCUCUGAGCAUUUCUUAGACAAUCACUUAAGGUUCUGUUAGUCAAGGAUUCUGUUAUCUUCAGCUAAAAACAUUUCUAAUUGACACAUUCCAGUCUUGUUAUAGAUCAGGACUCUGAUUCAUUUUACGCUCUGUCCUUCCCUUCCUUGAUUUAGAAUUGUUUCUUAUCCUUCCCUCCCCACUUCUGCCUGUAUCAGGAAAUGUUCAGUCAUCUCUCUCUAAAGGUUUUCUUGAUCUUUUAUAUCUAUCUUCGUUUAGUACUUUGCUAGUACCCAUAAAGGAUAUUCCAUUUGGUUCUGCUUAGUUUUGUACUAACCCGUUGCUCCUACAUUGUGGUAUGUUUUGAAGGGCAAAAUCCAUAGUCGACCCUUCACCCCUUCCUGCCCUGUCUCAGUAGCUUAAUCAGCUUUUAUGAGGGUGAGGAGGAUAGUGGUCUGAGCAGCUGCUCUUGAGUGCACACGAACUUUGUGGAGUCUACAGACAAAAAAAAAAAAAAAUCUACCCUUAGGUCUCCCUAUAAGAGUCUGGAAAAUAUUAUCCUUACAAAUGAUUUUGUAAACAUUCUAGGAAAUUGGCUUCUCCUACUAUUCCAGCAGCUAUUGGAGCCAGUUUGGCUGUAGGUCUUAGAAAAGUGAUUUGUCAUCUGUUUCAUUUGUUUGCUUUUUCCUGACAGAGCUAGAAUUCUGGAUUGUUUCCCACUUAAAAAAAAAAACUUUAAAAACAAGCCCAAAUGAGAAGUAGACAGGGCAGGACACAAGACCUUCCUUCCCACUCAGUUUCACAGGGUAAAAAUUCAUAGGCAGUUUUCCCAGAAUUACAGUUUGUUUCCGACUUCUUAAUACUGUAUUACGAUUAUUUUUUCUUCCCUGUCACAAAGGUGAUUUUAAAUACUAGAUGGAGGAAGGCUUGGAAACACUCUUAUCAGCACAGGCAGGCCCCUAGCGAGUCGCUCCUUCUGAUAGUCAAUUUUUAGGGGGGAAAGAAGAAAAUGAAAUAUAUAAUGUGCCUUUGAUACGUGGUAGAUUGUUUAUAUCACAUUCAAUCCUCACAACCUAUGACAUAGAUAUUAUUUUUUUUGACAUAGAUAUUAUUAGUUCUUCUUUUCCAAGGAGAGAACUAGGUGUCAGAGUCUAGUGAUUUGAUCCACAUGGUAAUUAAUACUAAAAUUUGAUCAUAGAUCGUCAAGAGUUAAAAGUUUUCCUUUUUUUCCUGAGAACAUAAUAGUACUGCAGAAGAAGUAGCAUCUUAUUCUUCUCUCUUAAAUGUAAUAUUAUAAUGUUAUAAUAAAAAUCUUGCCUCUAAAAAUGGUUUUGAUGUUUACUUUCAGCUCAAAUAAAAGGAUAGGAACUGGAAUUACCUUCUCACCUGAAACAACUGAAAAACCUAUAAUAUAUGUAAAAUAACAGUUUUUAAGACACUGGACAUCAAACGGUUUAAAACAGUGAUCUCUGAGAGAACAGCCAAUGAGUCCUAUGAUGGCCCCAGCUGUUACCUAAAGAGGGGUUUUAGAUUUUUCAUAUGUGUCUCAGGGAGUAAGAACCACAGCAGAGCCCAGAGGUCUCCUGAGGUGAAGAAAUAAACUUGGAUGUCCACAGAAACCAAGGUGGAUAAAGUUCACAGGGCACAGUGCAAGAGACAAGGGAGCUUCAUGGAAGGAAAGCACAGAAAUCUAAAGAUGGUUCCCACUGAGACUUAAGCUGAGGGCUGAGUAUGUGCAUGGGAGGGAACUGCCAAGACUGGGCAGAGAACUUCAGAGGGAGCAAUCAUUGAUUACACACAAAGUGAUGAAUAGUUUGUAUUCCUGUGAACCAAAGCAGAAAGUUAUAAUUGAAGGAACUCUGGAUUAGAGUCAGAAAAAUAUGCAUCAGUUGGAGACCAAAACUAACCCUGGACUGCAAGCUGCUCCAAAGCAUCAAAACAAUUUCUUAGUAACUGGCUUCUAAAACAAAAUACAGGAAUAUAGGGAUACAAAUAUAUUGAGUAUGCAGUAAGGUAAAAUGCAAAAUGUUGGGAAUCCAAUUAAAAAAAAGAGUCAUGCAGAAAGCCAACAAAUUCAAUCCAUAAGUGAUGUAUAAUAGAAUUUGUACAAGGGGGCAUUAAAAGUAUGUCAUAAAUUGCAUGAGUUUAUCUUUUUUGAUUGCUUAGUAAUACUCCAUGGUGUAUAUGUACCACAUCUUCUUGAUCCAGUCAUCUAUUUUUGGGCAUUUGGGUUGUUUCCAUAGCUUAGCUAUUGUAAAUAGUGCUGCUAUAUGGAGUUGGAAGGGAUCAUGCUCAGCGAAAUAAGCCAGAAAGAAGAAGAAAAAUACCGGAUGGUCUCACUCAUAGCAGGAAUCUAGAAAACCUAAAUAAGGGACCAGGAAAAAGACUAAUUGCAGUAAAGUAAAAAUCAAAAUCAACAAGCAACUAUAGACCAGAGACACACUACAGUGCAGGGU
Molecule: messenger RNA, 10108 nt
Organism: Talpa occidentalis (Iberian mole)
Lineage: Eukaryota; Metazoa; Chordata; Mammalia; Eulipotyphla; Talpidae
Gene: TMEM135
Product: transmembrane protein 135
Exons: 16
Coding region: 15-1466 (483 amino acids)
Source: RefSeq, a predicted model, not a curated record